This is a messenger RNA of Oppia nitens, 2527 nucleotides long. RefSeq lists its product as uncharacterized. Gene Ontology annotation, molecular function: RNA helicase activity; RNA binding; ATP binding. The record is from RefSeq and is a predicted model, not a curated record. Bases 404 to 2413 code for a protein of 669 amino acids. Gene Ontology annotation, cellular component: ribonucleoprotein complex; cytoplasm; nucleus. The transcript has 5 exons. Lineage: Eukaryota; Metazoa; Arthropoda; Arachnida; Sarcoptiformes; Oppiidae.
AAUAUGGAUAUCUGGUCUGAAAUAUCACUCGACAGCGAAGCACUUCGAUUGAUGACAAUAGCUAUAUAGUGGGCACUCUGAAGAAAUGCCACAAAUAUCAUAUACUGUAGUAAACGGUUAUUGUUGAGACUCUGUAGCAAAUAAUUGAUCCAUUUAUCCAUUCCUGUGCUGACAUCCAGAAGCCAAUACUAUUAAAUAAAUAACUAAAACCAGAGCUUUUUGAGCACAUGUGCUGUUGGUAUUGCAUUAUAGAUGAAAACGGCGUUCAAAUGACAUAUGAUUGCAUAAACUUAUCGUUUUGUCUGAUAUUGUAAUUACUAAUUGUUUAUAAUAUUAAUGAUUGGCAUUCAUUGAUUCAAUUGAAUUAAGCAUUCAUUUGACAAACCCAUUCAUAUAUGAGGUCAUGUCAUCCUUAUUAAGACGUUUAUCAUUAAAUGUUGUCAAGAAUUAUAGCAAUUGCCAACAUUUGACCGGCCAUUCAUUGAAGACAAUACCAAAUAGUCAUCCAUUUUGCGGACAUUUUAAUCGUCGGACAAAUUUAGACAUCAAUAGGAUUGCCAUUAGAUAUAUGUCGAUUGAUUCACAUGAAAGUGAACGCCUAGUGAUGGACAGUAAAGACAGACAUAAUUAUGAUAACAUCAAUGACAUGAAUGACACGUUUGACACUAACAUUGAUAUUAAUAUCAAACAAACUACAAUGGACACAUCAGACGGCAUUCAUUUUGAUAAUAAGCUCAACUUAGAGGUUGAUCCGAGUGGUAGUGGACAACAAACGCUGGAAACAACUAUUAAGGAUUUUUGGCUCAAACAUGACAUCACUGUCCACGGAAGGGAAGCACCGUUGCCUAUGUUGGACAUGGAUUCGUAUUCGUGGCCCGAAGCUGUACAACAAGCUCUGAACGCCGAUGGCUUUGCGGAGCCCACACCUAUUCAAUGUCAAGGCUGGCCAAUAGUAUUGUCCGGUCGGGAUAUGGUCGGAGUGGCGCAAACCGGCUCAGGAAAAACAUUGUGUUAUGUUUUGCCCGCUUUUGUUAAAAUACUUAAAGAAGGUAUCAAAAGAGGUCCCAAAUGUCUGGUGUUGUCGCCGACUCGUGAAUUGGCUCAACAGAUCCAAUCGGUUAUUCGUCGCUAUAACUUUGCCAGUAAUGUGUGUCUCUAUGGCGGUGCCUCUCGUUUACCACAAAUGCAAAUAUUGCGUAACAAUAACCCGCAAAUCAUUAUCGCAACGCCCGGUCGUAUGAAUGACUUUGUUGAGAGUUCUGUUGUAGACUUACGGACAGUCGACUACCUGGUUCUCGAUGAGGCCGACCGUAUGCUUGACAUGGGCUUCGAGCCACAGAUUCGUCGUAUUAUUGAACACAUCCCAAGAGAGCGCCAAACAGUGAUGUGGUCGGCCACCUGGCCUAAGGAGGUCAAAGAUCUGGCCGCACAAUACAUGAAGGAUUACAUUCAGAUCAAUGUUGGCGGUCGAGAACUGAUGGCCAACAAAAAUAUUGAACAGAUUGUCGAGAUUUGCGAGGAAUACGAUAAGAAUCGUAGACUUAUGGAAGUGUUGAAGAAUAUUAGCACUUCUUCGUCUGACAAUAAGACACUGAUUUUUGCGAAGACUAAGCAAUCAGUUGACUAUUUGACCAAAACUUUGCGUUUUGCUGGUCUAUCAGCGGUUGCCAUUCACGGCGAUAAGUCACAGGCUGUCAGAGAUCAAGUUCUUGGAGAUUUUAGGAAAAAUCACUUUUCAAUACUUGUGGCCACCGAUGUUGCCGCCCGUGGAUUAGACGUUGAUGACAUAAAAUAUGUUAUUAACUUUGAUUAUCCGAAUACUGGCGAGGAUUAUGUUCACCGAAUUGGUCGCACUGGUCGUCGAGAUAAAACGGGAACGGCUUUUACUUUCUUGACCUCAGAAGAGGCCCGACAGGCGGAUGAGUUGAUUGCAAUAUUGCGCGAAUCCAAUCAAACAGUUAGUCCACAAUUGCUUGAAAUGUCAAAUAUGGCCAAAAACGUUGCAAUGGAUAAGAAACGUCGGAAACAAUUCCGAACUCCCGGAGCAGUCAAUGCCUACGGCUAUCAGUAUGACAAAGGAUAUCGCAAACCAUUUGUUCAAAGAGAGCGUCAAUACAACAACACAUUCGACGGCAACCAACAACAUCAACCGCGCCGACGACCUGAGUUUUCGGUAAAUUAUGGCUCAACUCAGAGCUAUGGUGUCACUCCUCAGGACUAUAACAAUGGCUAUCGACAACAAACAAAUGAUUACGGUUUUGAUCGUCAAAGUUAUGGCUCACAACGUCAACCAUCCGAUUAUAGACCAAACUAUAGGUCUAACUAUGAGUCCAAUUAUGGACAACAAUCUAAUUAUGACAAUAGUUACGGUUCUAGUCGUACAUCAGGUACUGAACGCAACCGAGACUAUUGAUUGUAAAUAUUUCUAUUUUAUGCUAUUUUUGUUAGUUUUUUGAUAAAAAAAUAUUUAUUACUAUUAUAAUUACUAUUAAUAUAUUCAUAUAUAUGUAAACCAAAAUUGUAUAAU